CGGCCGGAAGUGCGCAGCGCGGGGCGGAAGCGCGCGGCGGGGCGGGGCGCGCGGGCCGCAUGGCGGCCGCCCAGCAGGCGCGGGCCUGAGCGGCGGCCCCAUGGGAAAAUACUGCGCCAGCCUGGGCGUCCUCAAGGGGCCCUGGGACCAGGUGUUCGCCGCCUUUUGGCAGCGCUACCCCAACCCCUACAGCAAACAUGUCCUGACCGAAGACAUCGUGCACCGGGAGGUGACGCCGGACCACAAGCUGCUCUCUCGGCGGCUCCUGACCAAGACCAAUCGGAUGCCGCGCUGGGCAGAGCGCUUCUUCCCAGCCAAUGUCGCCCACUCCGUCUACAUCCUGGAGGACUCUAUCGUGGACCCCAAGAACCGAACCAUGACCACAUUCACCUGGAACAUCAACCACGCUCGUCUCAUGGUGGUGGAGGAGCGCUGCGAGUACCGGGUGAACCCUGAGAACAGCAACUGGACCGAGGUCAAGCGGGAAGCCUGGGUAUCUUCCAGCCUGUUUGGCUUCUCGCGGGCCAUCCAGGAGUUUGGUUUGGCCAGGUUCAAAAGCAACGUGACCAAGAGCACUAAAGGAUUUGAAUACGUGCUAGCAAAAAUGCAAGGAGAAGCUCCAUCCAAAACACUGGUGGAGACAGCCAAGGAAGCGACCGAGAAAGCCAAGGAGACAGCUCUGGCUGCUACGGAGAAAGCCAAGGACCUGGCGAGCAAGGCAGCCACCAAGAAGAAGCAGUAUGUGUGAGGGGCCAGCUGCACCAGGACAGAUAGGAGAUUCCUUAGAUUUUAUAUUUUUAAAGAAACUGUAUAAGUCUGACAAUCAGCUGCUGUUUGACCCUUUCUGAGAUGUAAUUAUCAUUAAAGAAUCUACUCCCACCUCUGA
Messenger RNA from Poecile atricapillus (Black-capped chickadee), 886 nucleotides. It is a transcript of the gene PRELID1, whose product is annotated as PRELI domain containing 1. Gene Ontology annotation, biological process: phospholipid transport. Gene Ontology annotation, molecular function: phosphatidic acid transfer activity. NCBI's taxonomy places the organism in Eukaryota, Metazoa, Chordata, Aves, Passeriformes, Paridae. The transcript is spliced from 5 exons. Gene Ontology annotation, cellular component: mitochondrial intermembrane space. Bases 101 to 748 code for a protein of 215 amino acids. The record is from RefSeq and is a predicted model, not a curated record.